Molecule: messenger RNA, 1791 nt
Organism: Monoraphidium neglectum
Lineage: Eukaryota; Viridiplantae; Chlorophyta; Chlorophyceae; Sphaeropleales; Selenastraceae
Exons: 4
Coding region: 1-1791 (596 amino acids)
Source: RefSeq, a predicted model, not a curated record
AUGGCAGCAUUCGUUGGCAGCAGCGCGCAGGAGGGGCGGCCCGACAACUCCUCAGGAGGUGGCAGCUCAGAGUGCGAGGCCGGCGGGCGCGGGUCUCCCGGCAGCGGCGGCAGCUCUGGCAGCAUGCACAGCGCCGACGACGACGGCCGCUCGUCGCAGCAGAGCUUCCGCUCUGCUCUUUCGCAGAGCCGCGCCAGCAGCCGUGCCGGCAGCACGGCCCCCGGCGGCCAGCCGGCGAAGCAGCGCGCCGCGGCGGGGGCAGUGGCGGCGGCUAGCGGCGCGGGUGCUGCGGGUGCGGGCACGGCGGGGGCUCAGGGCCGCGCACGGCUGGGGGUGGCGUCAUUGCUUGCGGACGGGACACCGUCCGCGGCCGAGCGCGGCCGGCACGCUGCGCGCUUGGCGGCGAGCGCGGCGGCUGCAGCGGCGGCGGGCGUGCGCGUGCGGCCGGAGGGGAUGUCGCGAGCCAGCAGCUGCGCGCUGAGCCACCGCGCCUCGGAGGCAGGCGGUUCCCUCAGCGGUGCUAGCACCCCGCGCAGCGACACCGGCCGCGCCGGCGUCGGGGCCGGCGCCGGUCCCGGCGGCGCGCGCGCGCCAACCACGGCCGCAGUGGCCCUUGCGCGCGACGACUGCCGCGCCGCCGCGGCCUCAGCGUCGGCCUCGGCGGCCGCAACGCCGCGGGCCGCCGGCGGGGGCGCGGGCGGGUCAUUGCUGCCGACGCCGCGCAACGCUGCAAGCAGCACCGUCUCCUCCUACGCCACAGCGCGCGACGCCAGCGCGCCCGACGCCUGCGCUGCGGCCACGCAUGCGCCGGCCGCCCAGCCGCCGCCCGCGGUUGGACUCCUGGGCCUCGUCGGCUCUUCGCUGCAGGCGGCCGUCGUGGGUGGCGUCAGGGCGGCGGCGGCGGCCGCGGCAGAGCCCGAGGCCACCGGGCUGUGGGGCAAGCUGUCGGUCUUGGUGAGUGGCGGCCGUCGCAGCCGCGCGCAGUCGCCGCUGCCGGGGCCGCUCGGUGGCGGCAGCCAGGCCCCCUCGCGGCAGCAGUCCGGCCCCGCCCCCGCCGCGACGGCCUGCGGUGAUCGACGAUCGCUGCCUGCGGCGGAGGGGAGCGCCUCCAUUGUCAGCCAGGCCGUGGCGCCGGGGAUUGGGGCGGUGACAGCCGGCGGCACGGCUGCGGGGGCUGCCGCUGCUGCAGGCGGCAGCCAAUGCGCCGAACUCAGCAGCGAGCCGAGCAGCGAGCCGAGCAGUGGGCCGAGCAGCGGCCCAGCGGCGACCGGCGGGCCCACCAACAGAUUCGGGCUGUUGGCAGGGUCGGGCAGCGAGGCGGCGGCGAGCGACACGGCGUCAGACUCGGAUGCAAGCAGCGGCGGCGACAGCGACGGCGGCAAGGGGUCCAGCCCGGCAAAAGCAUCAGGAGAUGAUGGGCUCAUGGGCUUCGGGCUCAUGGCAGUGGGUGGCUUCCUGCUCUUCGUCAGCCUGGCUUGGUGGUUUGCGUCCCACCCCCCCACCCCGCUGGCCGUUACGUCAGAGCACCUCGAGCACCUGUGGCACGGCGUCCAGGGGCGUUUCUCGCACCUGCGGCAGGACCUCGCAUCCCUGGAGGGCCGCGUCGUUGGCAGCGUGGUGGGCAGCGUGCAGGAGGGCGUGCACGCACUGUCGGACAAGAUGCAGCACUUCGGAGAGGACCUGAUCCACGGGAUGCACCUGGACGCGGUGGCGGCGGGGCUGCAGGAGGGGCUGCACGGGCUGCAGGAGGGCAUCCAGCACAAGGGGUUUGCGCUCAUGCACAUGACGUAG